Messenger RNA from Aegilops tauschii subsp. strangulata, 1519 nucleotides. RefSeq names its product peroxidase 35. Gene Ontology annotation, molecular function: heme binding; peroxidase activity. The record is from RefSeq and is a predicted model, not a curated record. Gene Ontology annotation, biological process: hydrogen peroxide catabolic process; response to oxidative stress. NCBI's taxonomy places the organism in Eukaryota, Viridiplantae, Streptophyta, Magnoliopsida, Poales, Poaceae.
ACUACUACUACUCCAGCACAAUAAAACUAGGCCACCCACAAACACACCCGCACCCGCACACAGCCGCGGCGACAGACACCCAACGGCAUCAUCAUCAUCACCGCCACCGCCACUUCUUCUAGAUAGCUCCUGGUACCGCCGUGCCGUCAUUAGCCGCGGGAGCAGAGCCUGGACGAGUCCCAGAUCGGUCGGCAACGGGAGGCAUUCAGGUAGGCGGGCAGGCAGGAGUGGGAGCUAGCUUAAGCGCAGUGCGCCGGCAUGGGCGCCGGGAUUAGGAUCUUGGCGGCGGCGCUCCUGGCGCUCGCGGCCGUCGGCGGCGCGACGGCGCAGCUCCGGCAGGGCUACUACUCCGCCAGCUGCCCCAACGUGGAGGCCAUCGUGCAGGCCGCGGUCGCCCUCAAGGUCCAGCAGACGCCCGUCGCCGUCGGCGCCACCGUCCGCCUCUUCUUCCACGACUGCUUCGUCCAGGGAUGCGACGCGUCGGUCAUCAUCGUGUCGUCGGGGAACAACACGGCGGAGAAGGACCACGUGAGCAACCUCUCCCUCGCCGGCGACGGCUUCGACACCGUCAUCAAGGCCAAGGCGGCCGUGGAUACGCAGUGCCCCAGCCCCAACCUGGUGUCCUGCGCGGACAUCCUCACCAUGGCCACCCGGGACGUCAUCGGCCUGGCCGGCGGCCCGGCUUACCCCGUGGAGCUGGGGAGGCUGGACGGGCUGGUGUCGACGGCGAGCAACGUGGACGGGAACCUGCCGCCGCCGUCCUUCAACCUCGACCAGCUGACGGCCAUGUUCGCCGCCAACAACCUGUCCCAGGCCGACAUGAUUGCGCUCUCCGCGGCGCACACGGUGGGGUUCGCGCACUGCGGGACGUUCACGGGCCGGAUCCAGACGGCGGCGGUGGACCCGACGAUGGACCCCGGGUACGCGUCGCAGCUGCUGGCGGCGUGCCCGGCCGGGGUGGACCCCAACGUGGCGCUGGAGAUCGACCCGGUGACGCCGCACGCCUUCGACAACCAGUACUUCAUCAACCUGCAGAAGGGGAUGGGCCUGCUCACCUCCGACCAGGUCCUCUACGCCGACCUCCGGUCGCGCCCCACCGUCGACGCCUGGGCGGCCAACAGCUCCGACUUCCAGGCCGCCUUCGUCGCCGCCAUGACCAACCUCGGCCGCGUCGGGGUCAAGACGGACCCGGCGCUCGGCAACAUCCGCCGCGACUGCGCCGUGCUCAACAGCUGAUUGGUUGGUUAUUGCAUUCGCUGAAGCUGGAGACCAAGAUGCAGUACAACCUCGAUCGAUGCUUGGGGAUGUCAUCAACUGUUCAUAGUUAGCUGGGCCGCUCGAUGGGGUGGCGCUGAGAUUAUAAUACAAGUAGCUUUCAGGACACAAGUCUAGUUCUAAUCCAUCAGAAGGUUAAUGGUUGAGGAGUCUGUUGAGUUGAGCAUCAUCGAUUACCUAGAGUCGAAUCUAUUCAAUGUGUGUGUAAUAUUGGAGCGAGAUUUAUUCGAACAUUUUCUCUGAA